AUGAACCCUCAAAAUGAUUCGUUUGAUAUCAUGGCUGAAGAGCAUAAAGAUAAAUCUAGCCCAGAAGAAAUCCCUGGACUGAAGGUCGAUGAUAUUCAUUUUGGAAUUAUGGGAAAUGAUGAAUAUGUUGCCCCAUUUCCUAAUUCCCCUCUAUAUGUACAGACAAUUUUAUAUUAAUUAUUAUUUUUAUAUAUAUAAUAAUAAUGGCUAUGAUAAAUCUCUAGUAAAUGAUAUUAAAUUUUAGAAAUUUUAAGACACAUUUAAAUAAAUUUAAAAUAAAAAAUAGCCAUCUUGGCUAGCAAAAAAGCCUUGCUAAUCUAUGAGGAAAGUAAGAAAACUCUUUAUUGUUCUAUUGCUUUGUUUAUAGUUGGUAGUGUUUUAGUAAUAGUCGGCUGUGUUGAGCUAUUAGUAGUUGAAGACAAAACAAAUGGUUUGGCGUUAUUAAUUAUAGGUGCAAUUGCAUUUAUCCCCGGGAUGUAUUACUCUUAUAUUUUUUAUAAGCUAUACCGAGCUAAAACACAGUCAGAAAGAAUGAGAAUUCUGCGAGAAAUUCCAGAAAUGUAA
Molecule: messenger RNA, 564 nt
Organism: Blepharisma stoltei
Lineage: Eukaryota; Ciliophora; Heterotrichea; Heterotrichida; Blepharismidae
Source: the annotation of a GenBank genome assembly